CGCGCUCUCGCCUCCGUCGCCGGCCGGAGCGGGAGCUGGAGCGGAGCCGGGGCCGGAGCGGCGGAAUGGAGCCCCUGCGCGCGCCCGCGCUGCGCCGCCUGCUGCCGCCGCUGCUGCUCCUCCUGCUGCCGCUGCCCCCCCGCGCCCGGGCCAAGUACGUGCGGGGCAACCUCAGCUCCAAGGAGGACUGGGUGUUCCUGACAAGAUUUUGUUUCCUCUCGGAUUACGGCCGACUGGACUUCCGUUUCCGCUACCCUGAAGCCAAGUGCUGUCAGAACAUCCUGCUCUAUUUCGAUGACCCCUCCCAGUGGCCAGCCGUGUACAAAGCAGGCGACAAGGACUGCUUGGCCAAGGAGUCAGUGAUCAGGCCGGAGAACAACCAGGUCAUCAACCUCACCACCCAGUACGCCUGGUCAGGCUGUCAGGUAGUGUCAGAGGCCGGGACCCGUUACCUGAGCUGCUCUAGCGGCCGCAGCUUCCGCUCGGUGCGCGAAAGGUGGUGGUACAUCGCUCUCAGCAAGUGCGGGGGAGAUGGGCUGCAGCUGGAGUAUGAGAUGGUCCUCACCAAUGGCAAGUCGUUUUGGACCCGGCACUUCUCGGCCGAUGAGUUUGGGAUCCUGGAGACAGAUGUGACCUUCCUCCUCAUCUUCAUCCUCAUCUUCUUCCUCUCCUGUUAUUUUGGAUACCUGCUGAAGGGCCGUCAGUUACUCCAUACCACUUACAAAAUGUUCAUGGCUGCCGCAGGAGUGGAGGUCCUGAGCCUCCUGUUUUUCUGCAUCUACUGGGGCCAGUAUGCCACCGACGGCAUUGGCAACGAGAGUGUGAAGAUCUUGGCCAAGGUGCUCUUCUCCUCCAGCUUCCUCAUCUUCCUGCUGAUGCUCAUCCUCCUGGGAAAGGGAUUCACGGUGACACGGGGCCGCAUCAGCCACUCAGGCUCCGUGAAGUUGUCAAUCUACAUGACCCUGUACACCCUCACCCACGUGGUGCUGCUCAUCUACGAGGCGGAAUUCUUCGACCCAGGUCAGGUACUGUACACAUACGAGUCUCCAGCCGGCUACGGGCUCAUCGGGCUGCAGGUGGCUGCCUACGUGUGGUUCUGCUAUGCUGUGCUCGUCUCCCUGCGCCACUUCCCUGAGAAGCAGCCCUUUUACGUGCCUUUCUUUGCUGCCUAUACCCUCUGGUUCUUUGCAGUUCCGGUCAUGGCCCUCAUUGCCAAUUUCGGGAUCCCCAAGUGGGCCCGGGAGAAGAUCGUCAAUGGCAUCCAGCUGGGGAUCCACUUGUACGCCCACGGCGUGUUUCUGAUCAUGACUCGCCCGUCGGCGGCCAACAAGAACUUCCCAUACCACGUGCGCACGUCGCAGAUCGCCUCUGCCGGGACCCCGGGCCCAGCAGGCAGCCAGUCGGCGGACAAGGCCUUCCCGCAGCACGUCUAUGGGAACGUGACGUUCAUCAGCGACUCGGUGCCCAACUUCACGGAGCUCUUCUCCAUCCCCCCGCCCACCUCCUCCGCCGGGAAGCAGGUGGAGGAGACAGCGGUAGCGGCAGCGGUGGCCCCGAGGGGCCGCGUGGUGACCAUGGCCGAGCCGGGCGCAGCCUCCCCGCCCCCUCCCGCUCGGUUCCCCAAGGCGGCCGACCCGGGCUGGGAUGGCCCGACGCCAUCCUACCAGCCGCUCGUGCCCCAGACGGCGGCGCCGCACACCGGCUUCACCGAAUACUUCAGCAUGCACACGGCCGGGGGCACCGCACCCCCGGUCUGAGCACCCCCGUCCCAUGGGCCGCGCACCGGGCCCCAGCUGGGCUCCGGACCCCUCCCCCGCCCCCAACUCCUCCCCUGAGUCCAGGGCUCGGGCCAUCCCAGGCCUUCCCGACCCCCUCCAACCCAGCCCACGCUCCCAGGUGGGGAGCAACGCGCCCUGUCCCCCCUCCCCUCUUGUGCCAAACGGUCCCGCGGGAGCCGCUCUCCCCGUCCCCUCCCUCAGCCCCUGCCCCGAACGGCGCCGGAUUCUGGGCUCCCGCUGUUCCGAGAUCUCCGGCCCCCUGGCCCCCUCCGAGACCUUUGACCCCGCCGGACUCCGGGAUACCCGUGACGGCCGCCGGGACCCUGCUCGUGACCCUGCGGGACUCCGCGACCCCGAGCCACUGCUCCAGGGACGGACACUGUGCAGCUGGCCUCGACUCGGAAGCGCUCCCUCGGACGGACCCGUGGUCUGUCUGCCCCCAUCUCCACUCCGGGGGCCUUCCUGAGGUCCCUGGCAGAAAGACUCCCCCCCCUACCCCCAUUCUUGCCAAAAUAAAGAGGAUUCAUUGA
Molecule: messenger RNA, 2308 nt
Organism: Oryctolagus cuniculus (rabbit)
Lineage: Eukaryota; Metazoa; Chordata; Mammalia; Lagomorpha; Leporidae
Gene: TMEM145
Product: transmembrane protein 145
Biological process (GO): response to pheromone; G protein-coupled receptor signaling pathway
Source: RefSeq, a predicted model, not a curated record